AGUUCAACAGAAUGGAUAGAGGAAAAACGAGUGUAGGCGGGUUUGAAAAUGAAAGCUUCUAUCCGGAAUUCACGUCCGUCGAAUUAUCUGAUGAACCGCACAACGAAGUUGCGGUCGAUGUCGGAGACGAGCAGAAUUUGACGCCGCAGAAGCGGAAAAAUGUGGACUCGAAAGCCAUCACUUUUGCGUGGAAAAACGUUAACGUCUUCAGCAAACCGAAGAAAAGAGCAUUCGGUUUUCUUUCUCGUGGAAAACAGCCCGAAGUUAAGCAAAUCCUGAAAAAUGUGAACGGCCUAGUUAGGCCCGGUGAACUUCUGGCCCUGAUGGGUGCGAGUGGAUCCGGCAAGACGACGCUGUUGAACUCGCUGACCUUCAGGAACACUCGGAAGAUCACUGUCGAAGGCGACAUCUAUGCCAACGGGAGGCGAGUGGGUCCUGAUCACCUUACUGCCAUCUCUGCUUACGUACAACAGCAAGAUCUUUUUAUAGGGACUCUGACUGUGCGAGAGGUCCUCGCUUUUCAGGCCACUCUGAAGAUGGACAAUCACAUAAGGAAAGAAGACCGCAUGGAACGGGUAGAAGAAGUUUUGAAAGAGUUGGGGCUUUCGAAGUGCGCCGAUGUUUUGGUUGGUGUACCAGGAAGGACUAAAGGUAUUUCGGGUGGUGAAAUGAAACGACUCGCAUUUGGCUGCGAGGUUGAACUAUCCUUGUCCUCCAUUGAAGUUGGGCCGCCUAAUGAAGUCAUCGCUCUGAUUUUAGGACUGAUUUAUCUGCAGCAAGACAUGGAUCAAAAAGGUGUUCAAAAUGUCAACGGUGUCAUCUUCCUGUUGCUGACGAACAUGUCUUUCUCGAAUAUGUUUGCUGUCGUUAACCACCCCAAGAUUCUGGCCGAGCUUCCGCUAUUUGUCGUGCUUCCGAUUGUUUUUUCGUCAAUAGAAUACUGGAUGAUAGGACUGAACCCGGAUUUCGGCCGCUUUUUAAUCCACGUCCUCGUCGUCGUGUUGGUGGCCAACAUCGCUUGCUCCUUUGGGUAUAUGAUUUCGACACUUGCGUCGAGUGUCGGCGCCGCUUUGUCUAUAGCUCCUCCGAUCCUGAUUCCUUUGAUGCUUUUUGGGGGCUUCUUCUUAAAUACCACGUGA
Messenger RNA from Notodromas monacha, 1139 nucleotides. The record is from the annotation of a GenBank genome assembly. Lineage: Eukaryota; Metazoa; Arthropoda; Ostracoda; Podocopida; Cyprididae.